Molecule: messenger RNA, 885 nt
Organism: Gongylonema pulchrum
Lineage: Eukaryota; Metazoa; Nematoda; Chromadorea; Rhabditida; Gongylonematidae
Source: the annotation of a GenBank genome assembly
AUGAGCGAUGCAUCGGAUGAAGGGAUAGCGGACGUGGAAGAAUUAGAUUCUAAGAUCACGGAAUUGGAUGAAUUAGAUGCUAAUACCACGGACUUGGAGGAAUCAGAUGCUACUCGAGGAGAGUUGCUGGUGUUCACAUCGUCAGCUCUGAAAUACGUCAGUGGUAGGAAAUCGGAUGAUUUCAACAACAAAUAUGUGGCCAUUGGUGAGAAGUUCCACUUGCGUUUUAAGAUGGUCCAUUGCAAUCCGGCACUCGUCAAAACAGUGCUGCACAGCUACGGUUUUGAGCAGUGUUCGACGAAGAAUCCGAGCUGUAAUAUUAUCUGGACUGGCUCUCACUUGAGACCGCAUGCCCUGCGCUCUUUGGCAUCAUGGCAGCGUGUAAACCAUUUUCCGAAAAGCUUUCUGCUGACAAGAAAGGACAAGCUCUAUGAAUGCAUCGGACGCGCUCAAAAAUUAUUUGGAGAUUCAUUCAAUAUUAUCCCGGAAUUUUUUGUGACGCCAAAAGACUACCACAAAUUUGUUGAUUGUUUCAAUGCUCAAACGCAUGGUUUGAAGCCGUUCAUUGUGAAGCCAGUUGCAUCCUCACGUGGGAUUGGCAUUUUCAUUGCACAAAGUCCUGGCGAAAUUCCUCUUGGAUCGCCUAUGCUGGUUUCGCGUUACAUCACAAAUCCAUAUCUUCUUGAUGGCCACAAAUUCGAUUUGAGGUUAUACGUGAUGGUAACAUCGUUCUCUCCGCUGGUUGCAUAUAUCUACAGGCAGGGCUUGGCUCGAUUUGCCUCGGAGAAAUAUUGCAGCAAUGCAAAAAGCUACCAACAUCAGUUUUCUCAUCUCACAAACUAUUCAGUGAACAAAAACAAUGGGAGAUUUGUCAAGUUAGUUUAA